GAAAAUGAAAAUUACAGUGACAGCAAAAGGUGGAAGGCUUUUUAUAAAUUGAAUGAAUGGCAGAGUCUGUGAGUGCUAAGACACGAAGGAAAUAGAUCACCAUUUUCCUCUCUGCUGUUUCUGAUCACCCUCGAUCUCCAUCGCCAUGGAUCCCUACAAGUACCGACCGUCAAGUGCCUUCAACACUCCUUUCUGGACUACCAACUCCGGUACUCCAGUUUAUAACAACGAUUCAGCUCUCACCAUCGGAUCUAGAGGUCCAAUUCUGCUAGAGGAUUACCACUUGGUGGAGAAGCUCGCAAAUUUUACUAGGGAACGGAUUCCAGAACGUGUCGUGCAUGCUAGGGGAGCUAGUGCCAAGGGUUUUUUUGAAGUCACUCAUGAUAUUACUCAUCUCACUUGUGCUGAUUUCCUCCGUGCACCUGGAGUUCAGACCCCUGUCAUUGUCCGUUUCUCCACUGUUAUCCAUGAACGAGGCAGCCCUGAAACUAUUAGGGACCCUCGAGGUUUUGCUACCAAAUUUUAUACUAGAGAGGGUAACUUCGAUAUAGUCGGAAACAACUUUCCUGUCUUCUUCAUCCGUGAUGCAAUGAAGUUUCCCGAUGUGAUUCAUGCUUUCAAACCCAAUCCCAAGUCUCAUAUCCAGGAGUAUUGGAGAGUCCUUGACUUCCUGUCCCAUCAUCCAGAAAGCCUUCACACAUUUAUGUUCUUAUUCGAUGAUGUGGGUGUCCCGCAAGAUUACAGGCACAUGGAAGGUUCUAGUGUUAAUACAUAUACUUUGAUCAACAAGGCUGGGAAAGUGCAUUAUGUGCAAUUUCACUGGAAGCCUACAUUGGGAAUCAAGUGUCUGUUAGAAGAAGAGGCCAUACGGGUCGGUGGAACAAACCACAGUCAUGCCACUCAAGAUCUUUAUGAUUCAAUUGCGGCCGGGAACUAUCCUGAGUGGAAACUCUACAUCCAAACCAUUGAUCCUGAUUAUGAAGACAGGUUUGACUUUGACCCACUGGAUGGGACCAAGACUUGGCCAGAGGACCUCGUGCCCCUCCAGCCAGUUGGUCGUUUGGUCUUGAAUAGGAACAUCGACAACUUCUUUGCUGAGAACGAGCAGCUUGCAUUUUCCCCUUCCCAUGUGGUGCCUGGUAUAUACUUCUCUGAUGAUAAGAUGCUCCAAGGUCGCGUCUUCGCAUAUGGUGAUACACAGCGAUACAGACUUGGAGCAAACUAUCUGCAACUUCCUGUAAAUGCUCCCAAGUGUGCUCAUCACAACAAUCACUAUGACGGUGCCAUGAAUUUCAUGCAUAGGGAUGAGGAGGUUGAUUACUUCCCAUCAAGAUAUGACUCUGCUCGUCACGCAGAAAAGUUCCCAAUUCCUACUGUUAUUUGCUCCGGCAGGCGUGAAAGGCGUAUAAUUGAGAAGCAGAACGACUUCAAGCAACCUGGGGAGCUAUACAGAUCCUGGGCACCUGACAGGCAAGAUAGGUUUAUCCGCAGAUGGGUUGGAGUUUUAUCGGACCCACGUGUCACCCAUGAGGUCCGUAGCAUCUGGAUAUCUUUCCUGUCUCAGGCUGAUCGGUCUCUUGGUCAAAAGGUAGCAUCCCAUCUGAACAUGAGGCCAAGUAUCUAAGGCAAGCUGGUUGAAUCCACCAAUAUGUGCGAGAGUUCGAAGCUGAUGAGCGAAGAAUGUGAUAAGGAUAUGCCUGUGAGGUCAUUUGAAUGGACCGAUCAUCAAUCUUUUUAUUGCAUUAUCAUGUUGUAUAUUAAUGUGUGUAAAACGACUAGUAUGGCAAUAAGCAGUUUGUAUCUGUCUUUCAUUUCUCCUGCUCCUCCUCAUUUGAUUACAUUUCGGUGGAUGGCAUGUUUAAGGCCUGUGUCGAAUAUAGAUAGUGCUGCGGAAGCUAAGCCAAAACUAUGAUAAUCAAGGAUGUGCCAAUUAUCAUCGAUCAAUCCUUUUAUUGUAGUAUUAUGAUGCUUGCUCAUGUGUUGUACAAAACAACUUCAUGACAAUAAAAUCUGCCGACUCUUUAUUUCA
Prosopis cineraria is the source of this 2029-nucleotide messenger RNA. RefSeq names its product catalase isozyme 1-like. The transcript has 8 exons. Lineage: Eukaryota; Viridiplantae; Streptophyta; Magnoliopsida; Fabales; Fabaceae. Gene Ontology annotation, cellular component: plasma membrane; peroxisome; cytoplasm. The record is from RefSeq and is a predicted model, not a curated record. The coding region runs from base 146 to 1624 and encodes 492 amino acids. Gene Ontology annotation, molecular function: heme binding; catalase activity. Gene Ontology annotation, biological process: hydrogen peroxide catabolic process; response to hydrogen peroxide.